AUGAUGGCUCCUGGCAGCACUGACGCUGGUAGCUCUUGUGCUUGUAAAGGCAUCAGGCGGUGUCUCCUGUGUGAGAAGAUAAAAGAAAAUACACAUCUGGAAGCGAGUGAACCAAAGCUGGUGCAUCGUUUCCUCUACGAUCCCGAGACGAGGCUCGCCGUACGCAGAGAUGCAGAGCGGCCCGAGUCUUUCCCCUUUCCUGGUGUCUUCCUGUGGGAGGACUUCAUAUCAGAAGAGGAAGAGGAGGAGCUGAUACACAGCAUGGACCAAGAUGUGUGGAAUCACUCCCAGUCUGGUCGAAGGAAGCAGGACUUUGGCCCGAAAGUGAACUUCAAGAAAAAGAAAGUGCGCUUCGCCGGCUUCAGCGGACUUCCUGCUUCGAGCCGGAACCUCGUCGUCCGGAUGCAGCGCGAUCCGAGUCUCGUUGACUUCCGACCGGUGGAGCAGUGCAACCUGGACUAUCACCCGGAACGAGGCUCGGCCAUCGACCCCCACCUGGACGACUCGUGGCUGUGGGGGGAACGUCUGGUCACCGUCAACAUGUUAUCGGACACCGUUCUCACCAUGUCGCUCCGGCAACACGGUCUCCUAGGCGACGGACCGGAGGAGGAGGAGGAGGAAGUCCACGUAGCGGUGCGUCUUCCUCGCAGGUGUUUGGUGGUGUUGUUCGGCGAGGCGCGGCACCGGUGGAAACACGCGAUUCACAGGACGGACGUUCAGCAGCGCAGAGUCUGCAGCACCUACAGAGAACUUUCUGAAGAGUUUCUACCUGGAGGAGAGCAGGCGGAGACGGGAGCUCAGCUGCUGCACACGGCACUAAGCUUCACUGGAACACCUGUAUGAGUUACAGGAAAGACUCUGUCCAUCCUUUAUUCCUUUAUUCCUUCCUUCCUUUAUUCCUUUAUUCCUUCCUUCCUUUAUUUAUUCCUUCCCUCCUUUCUUUUGUCCCUCCUUCCUUCCUUCCAUUUGUCCCUCCUUCCUUCCUUCCUUUCUUUUGUCCCUCCUUCCUUCCUUCCUUCCUUCCAUUUGUCCCUCUUUCCUUCCUUUAUUCAUUCAUUCCCUCCUUUUUUCCUUCCUUCCAUUUGUCCCUCCUUCCUUCCUUUAUUCCUUCGUUCCUUCCUUCUUUCCAUUUGUCCCUCCUACCCUACUUUAUUCCUUCCUUCCUUCCUUAUUUCAUUCCUUCCUUCCUUCCCUUUGUCCUUCCUUCCUUCCUUCCUUUAUUCCUUCUUUCCAUUUGUCCCUCCUUCCUUCCUUCCUUUCCAUUUGUCCCUCCUUCCUUCCUUUUGUCCUUCCUUCCUUCCCUCCUUCCUUUCUUUUGUCCUUCCUUCCUUCCCUCCUUCCUUCCUUCCUUCCUUUCUUCCUUCCUUCCUUCCUUCCCUACCAGAAUUGAGACUACAUGGACUUGUCUUCAUCUGUGUCUCGCUGCAGUAAAGCUACUAAACUAACUCGAUGCCUUCUUCACCACAUGAGAGACUCUCUUCCUCUCGUCUUCGCCACUUCCUGCCCGCCCCGAAAUUACAUCUGACCAGCGGACUGCAAAUUACUGGAAGAAAAGAAGAAAGAGGAGUAAACUUUAAAAAAAAGGGACAACCCAUGUUACUCAUUUUAUAUAUUUAUAUUCUGUCAUAAAUUGUUAACAUAAACACAUUUCAACAAGUGCUUUAAAUAAAACAUCAAAUGCAUCGAGAAAGGACGUAAAAGCAACACAUGGCAGAAUUAAAAAAAAAGACAUUUAAAUAAGAUUGAAAGUGUUAAAUUGGACAUAAAAUAAAGUUUAAAUAGAAUAAGACGGGAGAAUAAAAAGUUACAAUGCAGUGUCAGAUAUUGACGCUUAAAUUUGGAUUUAAUAGAAAAGCAGCUGCAAACUGAAAAGUAAGAGUUGGAGCAGACCUGCAGUUUUUCCGUGUUUUUCAGUUCUCCGUGAUUGGUUUAGACUCUGAGAGAUCUGGAUGUUUUUUAUAUAUAUUUAAACCAUUCAGUGCUUUAUAAACCAGCUGCAGUAAUUUAAAGUCUAUUCUUUUACAGACAGAAAGCUAAAGUAAAGAUCUGAGGACAGGAGUGAUAUGAUUCACUUGCUUGGGUCUUAGUGAGGACUCGAGCCGCAGCAUUGUGAAUCAGCUUAGGGAAACCUGUAAAGAUAUCGUUACAGAGUCAAAUCUACUGAAGAUAAAUGCAUGGACAAAUCCUGCUGAGACAUAAGUGGUUUAAUUCUUGAUAUAUACUUUAAGAUGAUAGAAGACUGACUUUUGUAAUUGUCUUAAUAAAGAUGUUGAUUUUCAGGUGAUUUUCUGAUUUUGUCCCUCCUUCCUUCCUACCUUCCUUCCUUCCAUUUGUCCCUCCUUCCUUCCCCUUCCUUCCAUUUGUCCUUCCUUCCUUCCUUCCUUUUGUCCCUCCUUCCUUCCUUCCAUUUGUCCCUCCUUCCUUCCUUCCAUUUGUCCCU
Molecule: messenger RNA, 2440 nt
Organism: Scomber scombrus (Atlantic mackerel)
Lineage: Eukaryota; Metazoa; Chordata; Actinopteri; Scombriformes; Scombridae
Gene: alkbh4
Product: alkB homolog 4, lysine demthylase
Exons: 3
Coding region: 1-843 (280 amino acids)
Biological process (GO): actomyosin structure organization; protein demethylation; oxidative demethylation
Cellular component (GO): contractile ring; midbody
Molecular function (GO): oxidoreductase activity; demethylase activity; actin binding
Source: RefSeq, a predicted model, not a curated record